GUUUGACUUCAACAAUUGUAGAUUUCAACAACUUGCUCCUGCGACAAUACCUCCUUCGAUUGAAUCUUACUUAGGUGUUGCUACCACUCGUUCUUAGAUCGAGACUGCUUCAAAAUCUAAUCUUUUUUCUUGCAGCAAGCUCCAAAAUUCAAUCUUGACCUGAUCAAGUCUUCUCCCUUACUCAGACAGUCUCUCUCUCUCUAUUUAUAUCCAUUCAGUUCAAUCUUCUUUCUUGAUUCAAUUCAAUUGGGGAAUUAUUAGAGAUUUGUUCGAAUUCUGCUCUCUGAAUCUUUCAUUUCUUGUUUCCUCUGUUUCUGGAGCAUAACUUGCAGUCGGAGUUAAUGGCGUUACCGUCUUCCGCCUCCCUUGGCCAUCACUUUCCGCCUUUGUCCGCCACCACGCACUCCUCUCUAGCGCAGGCCUUCCCCCGGGCAUCCGCCGUUGAGGCGCCUCCGAACCAGAAGCGCCAGUUGAGAGCUUCGAUACAUGUACCCACCACCCUCUCCAACCUCCUCCACCUCCACGUCGGAAGCGCGCACGCCGCCGGAACCACCGCCGGCGACCUGCCAACCCCGGCGGCUAUCCGGCCCGACACGCCCGCCCUCUCCCCCAAAGAAGACAUAUCCUCUCUGUUCCAGCAGAUCCACGGCCGCGGCGACUGGAGCGGCCUCCUCCACCCGCUCCACCCCUGGCUCCGCCGCGAGAUCAUCAAGUACGGCGAGCUCGCCCAGGUCACCUACGACGGAUUCGACUUCAACCCCUUCUCCGAGUUCUGCGGCAGCUGCCUCUAUGGCCGCGACCGCCUCCUCGCCAAGCUCGGCCUCGCCCGCACUGGCUACACCGUCACCAAGUACGUCUACGCUAUGUCCCAGAUCGGGAUCCCCCGGUGGCUCGAGCGCUCCCUCCACGCCGACGCCUGGAGCACUGAUUCCAACUGGAUGGGCUUCGUCGCGGUUAGCGACGACGCCGAGUCCCGCCGCAUCGGCUGCCGCGACAUAGUUGUCGCCUGGCGCGGCACCAUCGCGCCCACCGAGUGGUUCGAGGACAUUCAGGGGGCGCUCCGCCCGCUCGGCGACGGCCACGGCGACGCCAAGGUGGAGCGAGGCUUCCUCGACGUCUACACCUCCAAGAGCGAGCGGACACGCUACAACAAGACGAGCGCGUCGGAGCAGGUCAUGGCUGAACUCCGCCGCUUGGUGAACCUUUACCUUGAACAGGGCGAGCGCGUGACGCUGACCAUCACCGGCCACAGCCUCGGCGGCGCUCUGGCGCUGCUCAACGCGUACGAGGCCGCGUCGGCGCUGCCCGAGGACGUCUCCGUGAGCGUGAUCUCCUUCGCGGGGCCACGGGUAGGGAACUCGGCUUUUGGGGAGCGGCUGAAGGAGAAGAAGGUGAAGGUGCUGCGGGCGGUGGUGAAGCAGGACGUGGUGCCGCGGUUGCCGGGGAUUCUGUUCAACGAGCGGCUGAAGACGUUAGAAGGGGUGGUGGGGAAGAAGAUGGAGUGGGUGUACGAGCACGUCGGGAUGGAGCUGGGGCUGGACGUGAAAUCGUCGCCGUUCCUGAAGCACGGCGUCGACGUCGCCGGAUUCCACAACCUGGAGAUGUACCUCCACCUGGUCGACGGGUUCGUGAGCCGAGAGAGGGAGUUCAGAACGGAGGCGCGUCGCGACGUGGCGCUUGUGAACAAGACGAGCGGGAUGCUGCUGGAGGAGCUCCGGAUUCCGCCGAACUGGAACCAAGCGGCGAACAAGGGGAUGAUGUGCAACGCCUACGGCCGGUGGGUGAAGCCGACGAGGGAGGCGGAGGACAUCCCCUCGCCUUACAGAGAGGCAACGGAUGCCAUGGCCGAAGAAUUGGGAAGAAGUCGUCCGUACAUUCAUCAUGUUGCAGAAUGAUUAAUAUUAAUUUUUGAUUAGAUGACAACUAAUGAGAUGACGUGGCAAAAUUCUAUC
Molecule: messenger RNA, 1952 nt
Organism: Zingiber officinale
Lineage: Eukaryota; Viridiplantae; Streptophyta; Magnoliopsida; Zingiberales; Zingiberaceae
Product: phospholipase A1-Igamma1, chloroplastic-like
Exons: 1
Coding region: 342-1895 (517 amino acids)
Biological process (GO): lipid metabolic process
Molecular function (GO): glycerophospholipase activity
Source: RefSeq, a predicted model, not a curated record